Cyprinodon tularosa is the source of this 2242-nucleotide messenger RNA. RefSeq names its product capon-like protein. Lineage: Eukaryota; Metazoa; Chordata; Actinopteri; Cyprinodontiformes; Cyprinodontidae. The record is from RefSeq and is a predicted model, not a curated record. Gene Ontology annotation, molecular function: nitric-oxide synthase binding. The transcript has 10 exons. The coding region runs from base 1 to 1830 and encodes 609 amino acids.
AUGGGGAAAAAUGGCUCUGGGAAGUAUGAAUUCAAAGCCAAGAACAUCAAGAAGAAGAAGGUCAGCAUUGUGGUGUCUGUAGAUGGAGUCAAAGUAGCACUGAGGAAAAAACAGAAGAGAAAAGAGUGGACAUGGGAUGAGAGCAAGAUGUUGAUCAUGCAGGAUCCAAUAUACAGGAUUUUUUACGUAUCUCACGACUCCCAAGACUUGAAGAUCUUCAGCUACAUUGCAAGAGAUGGCUCCAGUAAUUCGUUCAGGUGUAACGUCUUCAAAUCUAAAAAGAAGACUCAGGCUAUGCGUAUUGUGCGAACAGUGGGUCAGGCAUUUGAGGUGUGCCAUAAGCUGAGUUUGCAGCAUGCUGAGAAGGACGCUGAUGGACAACCAGAUGGAGAGAGUGAUAAGUCAACGGAGGAGCCCAGCAGCUACGCUCAUAAACUCACAGGAAGUGAACAAGAUGAAGAAGAUGAAGGCCUACAUGACAGAGGGAGUGGAGCAGGAGGAGGAGAUUCUCUGGUUGGUGGUACACUGUGCGAGAAGACAGUCAGUGAGAUUCUGCAGAGCCUGACUGAACUGAACGUGGUGAAACCAGGCCUGACUAUCAUGGAUAUUGAUCAAAGGUCUGUCUACACUGUGACGUCCCAAGGCAUCACUGCAAACAGCCCACGCUCUCCGUCUCUUACUCCACUGGCUUCUCAGCACUACCUGCAGCUCCUUCAGCAACAGCUGCAGCAGCAACAGCAGCACACGCAGGUGGCCGUCGCACAGGUUCAGCUGCUGAAGGACCAGAUAGCAGCAGAGACCGCAGCUCGCAUGGAGGCUCAGGCCCGCAUCCACCAGCUGCUGCUGCAAAACAGGGACCUGCUGCAACACCUGGCGCUGCUCGUGCAGCAGCUGAAAGAAAUGGAGGGCCAGUCCCAAAUAAAAACACAAGAAGGCCAGUCACAGCAGGACACUCAGGCUAACAGACUCGAUGCUCCACAGACGGCACCCAGUUCAAUCUUUACUUCAGAAAAAUCAUUAUCCUUAAAUCUGAAAAACCAGUACAAUCAUGCCUUGGACCAGCUCAUCACCUCCGCUCCUGCAUGGCCCCUCUACCCCAGCCAAGGGGAGUGUGCAGAGUCCUACCUGAACCUGCUGAACCUGGAGAACAACAGUAAACCAGCAGCCCCGCUAACUGAGCAGGACCCCUUCAUCAGAGCCAAUGGCACAGUGGAAAACAAGGAGGGCUCCAACAGCGAGGUCGUCCAGUUCUCAUCUAGAAACUCUGCAAACGUGGAUGAAAAGUACAAGCAGAUUAUACCUAAACUUGAUCCUCCUCCACCCUCUGCACACCGUAAGAGAUCCAGUAGGACAUUCUCUCCUGGGUCAGAGAUGGCAGCUGUGCCCACCACUGCAGCCCCGAGCAACAGCAGCAGCUUCUCCUUUCCAGACAUCACCCCCAGCUCCCUGUCGCCUGCUGAUUUCCACUCCCUCAGCAACGGUGACAGCAGCUCCUCCUCGUCUUCGGCGAGCGAGGACUCGGGCGUCCGCUCAGAGACCAAGUCCCUCUUGUCUCCCCUUCGCGAUGACUGUGACCUAUUCGCCGACCGCGGGACGUUUCUGACAGCGUCCAGUGGCUGUGGAAGUCCCCUGGAGGAGCAGGGGGAAGCAGUUGCCUCGUCCUCUGAGUCGUCGACAGAAACAAACACCAUGGCCUCGCGCUCUGACAGCUACGAUCAGCCGCUGUGCAUCUCCUCUCCCAUGAAUGACACCUGCCUUCACAUCAGCUUUUCUGAGGAUGAGCUCCCUGAGAGCAGUCAGGAGGACACCAGUAUGGCCCAGCGGAGUUAGGACGACUUUAUCCGGUUCUUUAAUCAACAUAUAAGAUGCAGGGCUUGCUUUCAGACACUACUAUGUGUGCACUGGGUGUCCAUUUCAGGUCCUUAAGUCUUUUAUUUCACCUGUAACACAGCCUAUGUGUUGAUAAAAUGCCUGUUGUUGUAUCAGUAAUUAGCCAAUGAAUAGAUUUAGUAUUUUUGUAUUAGAGUGCUGAUCUAAUUUACUUUUUAGGGGCCUAGAAUGUUAAGCAGAGUACAUGUAGCAAUAUGUUGCACUGUUCAAGUCGUACUGAAUUCACUGUAUAAAUUUAAAACUAACAAAUGAAACACAUUUAUUUUUGCUAGCUGUAAACAUCAAGCUGUUAUUUUGUAUGAUGGUUCACUUCGGUGCAAACAACUGCGGAAGAAUAAUGUUUUUAAAAGUU